This is a messenger RNA of Eremothecium gossypii ATCC 10895, 705 nucleotides long. It is a transcript of the gene CAX4, whose product is annotated as dolichyldiphosphatase. Gene Ontology annotation, molecular function: sphingosine-1-phosphate phosphatase activity. The transcript has a single exon. NCBI's taxonomy places the organism in Eukaryota, Fungi, Ascomycota, Saccharomycetes, Saccharomycetales, Saccharomycetaceae. The record is from RefSeq and is marked provisional. Bases 1 to 705 code for a protein of 234 amino acids.
AUGAUAGGCACUCAGAUGUUCCCCAUGGACAAUUUAAUUCCGUUUGAUGAUACUUACGUGCUCUAUGACCCAAACGACAUCGUAUCGUUCAUCUCGUGCUACUUCUCGCUUCUUCCGAUUGCCAUACUAGUGUUUUACUUCUCUUGGUUUGUGACCAAUCGUGAGAUGGAAGCGGUGUUCAUCGCCAUCGGACACCUCAUGAAUGAAAUACUGAACAACGUAGUCAAGAACGUGAUUAGGGAACCCCGGCCAAACAACUUUGGGACCUUCCAGAAGGAGACACUUCGGUCUGGCUUUGGGAUGCCCAGCGCACACUCCCAGUUCAUGGGCUUUUUUGCGCUAUAUCACUGUAUGCGGAUUUGGCUACAAUGGACAGGAUUGCGGCGCGUCCACAAAGUUUUGGGCUCGGUAGCUGUGGUGAUCGCCACGACCUGCGUGGCUGGAUCCCGUGUGUACUUGGGCUACCACGAUGUGCCACAGGUGCUUGUGGGGGUGUCGAUAGGUGCAUUCCUCGGGUCGCUCUACUUCCUCCUAGUGGGAUUGAUCCGGCACAGCGGCCUCUCUGAUUGGGUCUUAACUUGGCGGCUAGCCAAGUGGUUUUUGGUCAAGGACUCAUGUUACCAUGCACCAAUUAGCUUGCGCGAAGAAUACGAAGCGUACUGGCGCCGUCGUAGUAGAAUAGAAGGUCCUGGGAAAACCGAGUAA